Messenger RNA from Eriocheir sinensis (Chinese mitten crab), 2699 nucleotides. RefSeq names its product growth arrest and DNA damage-inducible proteins-interacting protein 1-like (gene CRIF). Gene Ontology annotation, cellular component: nucleus. Lineage: Eukaryota; Metazoa; Arthropoda; Malacostraca; Decapoda; Varunidae. The transcript is spliced from 4 exons. Bases 249 to 1046 code for a protein of 265 amino acids. The record is from RefSeq and is a predicted model, not a curated record.
GUGACAUCAAGAUCAAGAUCAAGGUAAACACUGUUGGCAAGGUUGAGUCGGCCGGCGCUGUUGCCCCACAACCUAAUUAGCCCCACAAAACACUCCAAAAAGAAGAAGAGUCGGGCGGUGAACACGGAAGGAACCUUGAAGAAGAAGAAGGCCCACUGAAAAACGGGUAAGAAAAUCGUGAAGAGCCGAGAAAAAACGGAAUCUAAUGUGAAGGCAGAAGACGGGCGACAACUCACAUUACAGGAGAGAUGGCUCUGUGCCGUGUGCUGGGCAGAGGCUGGGUCAGGUCAUCAAGCCGGGCGAGGACGCUCAGUCAGCUGACCCCCAAUGUCACCCCCGACGAGGCACCGAUGGAGGAGGAGGACCUGAUCGAGCAGAAGAGAAAUAAGUCCAGACUCAACGAGAAGCAUUACAAAGUUCACCACCGCCUGGCACCUCGCCUCACUGAAGACGAAGAAAUUGUUGAGCCCUUGAAGUACCAGAGGAAACUGUAUGGCGUGUAUGGUGCUGCCAGUGGCAUCAAUGUUGCUAAGCUAUGGCCCAGCAAGGAGGAGCUGGAGCUUGAGAAGGAAUAUGAGAAAGUUGCCAGGCCAUACACUGUCCAGGAGAUGAUCAGCAUGGCCAGGAAGGCUAAGGAGGAGGAGGAGGAAGCACGGCAACAGAGGCAAGCGGAUUUAAAACGCAAAAUGGCUAAACUAGAAGGCUGGAAGAAAGAGGUUCGAGACCGCAUACAGAAGCAGGAGAGGGAGGCACAGCUUGCCAAGGAGAAGAAGGAGAAGCUGAUAGAGGAGGUGCGUCAGAUCAUAGGCUUCCAGAUUGAUCCUAAAGACGAGAGGUUCAAGGAGGCACUGGAGAAGAAGGAACAGGAGGAAAAGAAGGCCAAGAAGGCGGCCAAGAAGCUGAAAAGUCAACAACGCUUGAUAGACCGUCUGAGGAGAGAGGCCGACCCCAUCCCUGCCUCAUCAGCCUCAAGUCAGGACUCAGGCAACAAAGAUCAACCUGAGGGUGAGGAAAGUGGCAUCUCCCCAGGCUCACCUAUUGUGUGAACCAAAGCAGGACCAGCACUGUAAGGGGAAGCAUUUUUAGCUUGAAAUGAUAGUACUCAAAAGAGGAGUGUAAAUUACUAUAUGAGGUGUUAUGAAAAAGCUUAUCCUGUACCUGUAGUUUAGUAAGUGUAUCCCUGUAUCUAAAUUUAAGGGAGAUGCCUUACUACAUGGAACAGACUUUGAGAGUUGCUAAGAUCAGGAAAGAUUGAUGAUUGCUGGUAUAGGGGAAGAGCAUCAAUUAAUCAUCAUCAGAGCUUAUAAUAAAAAUGUAAGGUUUUGAAUGAUUUACCAGAUUUAAUAAAUGCUGAGUUUCUUCCUCAUCAAGUUUACUGCAAUGAGAUCAGUUUUCCACAGUAUUUUAUCAAAGACAGAACAUCAAUAAAUAUUCAUCAUUUGUGCUGAACAAGUAUUGAGUAUGCUUCUUACGUGUCGGGGGGGGCUCCACUCACACAGCUCUCUCGGACAGAGUGGAGUCUAAUGGCCAUGCCAUAAGGCAACCUCUUCGACUGUAGAACCUCUUCGGCCAUUUUGUCCUACCAUAAUACUCAAAGGCCUUUUUCUGAAGGGAAAGUGAGGGUGUUGGAGAGCGAAAUUGUUGGAAUCUGACAAGGGGUUGAGAGGCACAUCUUUGUCAGCCCCUUUGCAUAUUUUAUGCAUGAAGCCUGUAUUUCUUUCAUUAAUGUAGUAGCAAAUGAACCAGAAAUUAUAAGAAAAUUUAUUUGAUCUAAUAUGAAUCGGCAAAAAAAAUUUUUAAAUGAUUUAAAAUGUUGUUAAAGACUUUAUGGUUGUAUCAUGAUUUUUAACCCUUCCUAUGUCAACACACCUGCUUGAUUAACUCAACCAGGUAGUCUUUUGCUAUAGCUCCGAUGGGGCUCGAUCACUUUUCUAAUGGCCCCUUGCUUGACGGAAUGGUAGCGAGGGGCUAUGCUAUGUAUGCAAUCAUACCUAUGUAUAUUUUUACCAUUCAAUCAACUGUUUUAUUUGUGAUUAUACAUCAAAAAAUAAGUAUAAUCACACUAAUUUAUGCAAAAUGCUUCAAUUAUCAAGAUUUCCAUGUAGAGGUGUUUGCAGAAGCUACCAACCCAACUAGAAGAACCUUUAAUGAAGGAAGGGGUCGAGGUCAAGUUAUAGUGCCCAACAGAAAGGGGACACCGUAUGAGGGAAAGGGAAGAGGAAGGUGGUGGGGGAGAUGUAUGGCACGGCCGUAAGGCUCUUCAUCUCAUCAGCUCCCCUCCUCUUACUGAUAGUCUUUUACAUCUUAAAUUCCGCCGCCAUGUUGCAUCUCUUUCUAUCUUCUCGAUAUUUUCAUGCUGACUGCUCUUCUGAACUUGUUAACUGCAUGCCUCCCCCAACUACACAAGACACUGGUAAACUCUGAAACAACCUUCCUUCAUUUGUAUUUCCUCCUGCCUAUGACUUGACCUCUUUCAAGAAGAAAUUGACCUCUCUUUUGGCCACUCUUUACUUUUCGUUUUGUGGGAGCAACAGUUAGCGGGCUUUUUUUACUACAUAUUCUUUUUGUUGCCCUUGAGUUGCUCUCUGUGCUGUAAAAAAAAUGUUUCUGUGAUGUCUGUUUGAAGAUGUGACAGUUUUAUCAAAAUAUCAGAAAACUUUGAUUUGAGCUUGGUUUUGUAUAAAUGUAAAUGAACUGUA